Pseudovirgaria hyperparasitica is the source of this 1839-nucleotide messenger RNA. RefSeq names its product glycoside hydrolase. The transcript has 4 exons. Gene Ontology annotation, biological process: glucan catabolic process. Gene Ontology annotation, molecular function: glucan exo-1,3-beta-glucosidase activity. Gene Ontology annotation, cellular component: extracellular region; cell surface. The record is from RefSeq and is a predicted model, not a curated record. The coding region runs from base 321 to 1586 and encodes 421 amino acids. Lineage: Eukaryota; Fungi; Ascomycota; Dothideomycetes; Acrospermales; Acrospermaceae.
AUUUUAGCUCUGCCGAAUAUCACCUAAGAAUUCUUCGACUUCCCCUUGAAAUCAAGCUGUGUGCUUGCUCCCCCGUUCCGCUCGGGAUAUAAUCGUCGCAUCUCUCCUGAGCCCAUUGCUAAGUUUAGGCUUCCCGUGUGCUCUGUUGCAUAAAGCUUUCUGUUGUCGCACUCCAGCCCUGUUCUUGUCACGUCACGUCACGAGCACCGGGUCCUUUCGUCUGUGGCCGUAAGUGCGAGCUACGAAGCCUAUAAGGACGCCUUCUCUUGACUGUCGAUCCAACCUCACGUCCAUCGACACAAGCCACUUUCUCUUACAGCAUGUUACUCAAGAGUAGCCUUCAGCUCUUGGUGGCUGGUCUUGCUACCGCUGCGCCGGCAUCCGACACUCUUAAGCGUGGUGUCAGCUUCGAUUGGGGCACUGAGAAGGUCAGAGGCGUGAACAUUGGCGGCUGGCUCGUUCUGGAACCAUGGAUCACUCCGUCUAUCUUUGAGCAAUUCUCGCCGGCGGAAGUGGUUGACGAGUAUACGCUUAACCAAAAACUUGGCACGCAACGGGCUCACGACGAAGUACUAAAGCCUCAUUGGGAUAGCUGGGUUACAUUCGAGGACUUCAAAAGAAUCAAGGACUAUGGCUUCAACGUCGUGCGUAUACCUAUCGGGUACUGGGCUUAUGCGACGUACGGAUCGCCUUAUGCUCAGGGUGCAGCUCCCUACCUCGACAAUGCUAUCGAUUGGGCUCGAGCCACCGGAUUGAAAGUCUUCAUUGAUCUGCACGGCGCACCGGGCAGUCAAAAUGGGUUUGACAACUCCGGCCAGAAGACCAGUAAUCCACUAUGGCUCACGGGUGAUACUACCCAGCAGACCCUGGAAGUCAUCCAGAUUAUCGCCGACAAGUAUGCUCAGCCUAUGUACCAAGAUGUUGUCGUCGGCAUCCAACUUCUCAACGAGCCUCUCAUGUCCAACCUCCAGGGCGGUCAAGACGGCGUGAGACAAUACUACCGCGACGGCUACGGCAACGUUCGCACCGUCAGCGACACCCCCGUCAUCCUCCACGACGGCUUUCAACAACCCCCGACGUGGAACGGCUUCCUGACUCCCUCGGACAACAACGCGCAGGGCGUGGUCAUGGACCACCACGAAUACCAAGUCUUCAACUUCGAACAGAUCGCAUGGGACCCACCAGCUCACCGUCAGCACGUCUGCAACAACAUUGACACCAUCAAUGGCGCCGACAAAUGGACUUUCGUCGGCGAAUGGACAGGCGCCAUGACUGAUUGCGCGAAGUAUCUGAACGGAUACGGUGUGGGUGCUAGAUACGACGGAAGUUACCCUGAAAGCACGUACAAGGGCUCGUGUGCCGAUUUCAACGACCUCAACAACUGGGACCAGCAGCUGAAAGACGACACGCGCAUGUACAUCGAGGCCCAACUCGACGCCUUCGAGGCCAAGACCCAAGGAUGGGUGUGGUGGAACUUCAAGACCGAGGGCGCUGCUGAAUGGGACAUGUUCCGUCUGGUUGAGGCAGGAAUUUUCCCUAACCCCCCAACCAGCAGGAAGUUUGGACCGGUCUGCAACAACUUGUAGACGGUCGUGUGGUGAGGAUGAAUAUAAAAACGACGUCCAGCCAUGUUGAAAACAGUGCUCUUGGUGGGCGGUCGACACUCGCUUGGAUGGAGCUGGUGGUACAUUGCUUAUUGCAUAUGAGCGUGGCAUUUUACACUGGACAUUUGAAACAACAUUUACGAUACCCACUCGCUUAAUUUCUGUAUAUAUGUUGACUUGCUUCUGGGAGGCGGUACUUGCACAUAGUCUACAUACGAUAUCUAUUACAUUUCCU